Messenger RNA from Varanus komodoensis (Komodo dragon), 3801 nucleotides. It is a transcript of the gene C1S, whose product is annotated as complement C1s. The coding region runs from base 334 to 2403 and encodes 689 amino acids. Gene Ontology annotation, biological process: proteolysis; complement activation. Gene Ontology annotation, molecular function: calcium ion binding; serine-type endopeptidase activity. Lineage: Eukaryota; Metazoa; Chordata; Lepidosauria; Squamata; Varanidae. The transcript is spliced from 11 exons. The record is from RefSeq and is a predicted model, not a curated record. Gene Ontology annotation, cellular component: extracellular region.
UUUCUAGAAGUUGAUAUUCCGAAUAUCAGGACCUGGGUCAGGUGCUUCCAAGUGGGGCCCAGCCGUUGGUUUACAUGGGGAAGGAAGAAGAUGCAUUGUAGGCAUGGGGGCAUCGGGUUACAGAGAGUCCCGCUGCCGUUUCCUUGCCGAGUAAGCGUGAGGCGCGGUGCGCUUGCUGGUUCCGCUGCUCUCUGGGAGCUGCCUCUUCACUUCAUUCUCCUGCAACCAGGUCUUCUCCGAGGGAGGAAGCAAGCAAGCAGCCCGCCAAGCAGUGGAUUGCUUUGAUCCUGUCUGCUGUACUCCAUCCACUGUGGCUUUGAGGAAGAAGCCAAGAUGGAGCUUCUGCAGAGGUGGUACGUCAUCACCUGCUUCCUCCUGGCCCAUGCAGAGGCAACCACCAUGUAUGGAGAAAUUCUGUCUCCGAACUAUCCUCAGGCAUAUCCCAACGAUGCUCUGGAAUCCUGGAAAAUAAAUGUUCCUCCCGGUUAUGGCAUCCAUCUCUACUUCACCCAUUUGGAUAUCGAGCCAUCUCAAAACUGCGAGUAUGACUUUGUGAAGAUCCUGUCCGGUAACCAAGUUGAGGGACAACUCUGUGGGCAGAAGUCAAGCCAAAUUCCUGGCACGGCUAUCCUGGAGGAGUUCCACUUCCCCUACAAUAGCUUGACCAUCACCUUCCAGUCCGACUUUUCCAACGAAGAGAGGUUUACUGGGUUCGCUGCCUAUUAUGUUGCACAGGAUAUGAAUGAGUGCAUAGAUUUUGCGGAAGAGCCGUGCAGCCAUUACUGCAAUAACUACAUCGGGGGCUACUUUUGCUCUUGCCCACCAGAAUAUUUCUUGCAGGAGGACCAGAAAACGUGUAGUGUGAACUGCUCUGGGAACGUUUUUACUGAACUCUCUGGGGAAAUUGCCAGCCCCAACUACCCCGGUCUUUAUCCUGAGAACUCAAACUGUGAUUACCGUAUUGCUCUGGAGUCAGGAUACCGCGUGGUUCUGACUAUCGGGAAAGACUUCAGCAUUGAGGCCCCGGACAUGGAUGGCAACUGCGUGGACAGCCUAACGUUCACAGCAGGGGAUCAGCGUUUUGGUCCCUACUGUGGCAGUGUAUUCACCGGUCCUCCAGAAAUCAAGACUACAAGCAAUAUCGUCGACAUCUUGUUCCAAACAGACCAAACAAUGCAAGACAGGGGCUGGAAAAUCCGCUAUUCUGCAGAGCCAAUUCCCUGUCCACAGGAGGUUACUCCAAACUCUGUUCUGGAUCCCGUAAGAGACCAUUAUGUCGUUAAGGAUACUGUGAUGGUGACUUGUGUCGAAGGCCAUGAGAUUGUGCUGCCACACGGCAGCCUUCGAUCCUUCUAUGCUAGCUGUCAAAGCAAUGGGAAGUGGAGCAGCUCUGACCAAAGAUGCGUUCCUGUGGACUGUGGCAUGCCAGAUGAGCUUCGAAAUGGAGAUGUCACUUUUCUAUCAGGAUCUGAGGCAACCAUGUAUGAAGCCACUAUCCGCUAUUCAUGCAAGCAUCCCUAUUAUACGCUGAAGGACGAAGGAGAUGGAGUCUAUCGAUGCUCAGCCAGUGGGAAAUGGGUGGAUAAAGAUGAGAAGACAGACCUUCCAGUUUGUAUCCCAGUCUGUGGACUUUCCCAAGCACGCACCGAAAUUGGGAGGAUAUUCGGAGGUAGAAUUGCUGAUGAAGGAGAGGUCCCUUGGCAAAUCUACUUUGAACAGCCGCGGGGUGGUGGGGCUCUUAUUUCAGACCGCUGGAUUCUUACUGCAGCUCAUGUGCUGGAUGGUAACCCAAGCCCAACUAUCUAUGCUGGGAGGCACAUGGUUGGCAAAAACGUCUUGCGUACUGUCAAGCCACUGGACGUGGAGGGUUCCUUCAUUCAUCCAAAUUGGGCAAAGGUUGUGACGGACACUCGGACAAACUUCGAUAAUGACAUUGCUCUGUUGAAACUGAGGGAACCUUUGACGAUGGGCCCCACCAUUUCACCCAUCUGCCUGCCAGGUCCGUCUCCGGAAUAUGAUCCUGCACAGGGGACCAUAGGCUUUGUAGCCGGCUGGGGCAGGACAGAAGUGUCUAAAGCCUCAGUAAAACUCAGGCUAGCCAAUAUCCCUGUCAUGGGCAUGGAAAUGUGUGAAAGAGUGAAGCCAGAUCCUCCCGCAGAUUCUUUGUCGUAUGUUUUCACAGAGAAUAUGAUUUGUGCUGGGAAUGGGCAGCAGGACAGCUGUAAGGGGGACAGCGGUGGGGCAUAUGCUAUCCAGGACCCCAAUAAUGAGUCACGUUACUACGUCGCUGGCCUGGUUUCUUGGGGACCAAAAUGUGGCACCUAUGGUCUUUACACAAAGGUGGCCAACUAUGUAGAUUGGAUUACAGGAGUAAUAAAUCGCCAUGAAGACUCAGAAGACUAGGUGCCUCUCACCCCAGGCGCCUGUCUCCCCAGGCACACACUGGCUGUCAUGAUGUUUUGCUCUAUUCCAAGGGGUAAAGCAAAAGUGAGGGAAGUCUGAAGCUGAAGUCCAUGUUAUUUCAACUUGCUUUACUCUGCCUGUUUCCUCUGCCUUCAUGAAAAGCAAAAUAACAACCUUUCUGUCUCUUUCUUGAUACCCAAGUCAUUCUUUUAAUCUUUGGAAGCUAACAGAUCACCUGUGUAACUGAGUGGAUCAUGUCAAUUCCUUGCAAAGUAUUCACCCUCUUUGUCUUUUCCAUGUUUCCUUGUGUGACAACCGGGGAUUAAAAUGAUUUAAUUGGCAUUGUUACCACUUGAUGUACAUAAAAUAUGCAACACUGGGAAGGUGCAAAGUGGUUUUUUUUAAUUGUGGAAGGAAAGUUAUGCAAACAAAAAAAUCUGGAAAGUGGUGGUUGUAUCAGCAUUCACCCCCUCCUUUGCUGCGACUUGCCUAAAUAGCCUCUAGGGCAACCCAGAGUACAAUUCGUAGGUUGCAUGAAGUCCAUCAGUGCACAGUUCUAGCGCCACGUGAUGUGGCAUGUGUAUGUAAUCAGUAUUAACAUUGGUUGUAUGCCAGGUGCUGCAAGGACAGGCUCCCAGGCCGUGAGAUGUGUUCCGUAAACUUGAGUUCAGGAGGAGGGACAUCAUGACUUGGGCUAACCAGUGUGAAUGAGAAAGAAUGAAUGAUGAAUGAUGGAAUUCUUGCAGAAAAAGGUAAGAUUUCCCCUCAAAGAGAUUAAGUAAAACAACCCUGCAAGGGCGACUACCAUUGUCCUGAGCAAGCAGGAUAAAUCACCAAGAGGUGAGGGAAGGGGCACGAGACAUUGGUAAGCACCCUAUGAAUAGAGGCCAGCAAACACAGGCAAAAGGACCAGCCUUCUGCCAAUGGCAAGCAGGCACGGUUAGGUAGACGGAUCGAUUGCUACAGUCACCAAGAGCUGUCAGGUAACCAUCAAGCACUUAGCAUAAGUCUGAGAAAUAAUGGGAAGCUUUCUGCUCCCCUAGAAGCAAACACAAGGGGAAAGGGUGCAAGACCAGGGCUUGGAAAACAGAAGUGGGCAAGCUCUGAACAGGGGCCUGUCACCCAGCCUGGGGGUGGACGUCUUGCACCCCUCCUGCCUGUCCAAGGGGCUGCUGCUGAGAGUUCACUGUGUGGGACAACCCACAGACCGGUAGCAGCCUUUGGCUCCCUCUCUUUUCCUUUCGACUUGUAUCCAGAAGGCUGUCAGGGAGAAGCCUCUUGCUUGCUUAGAAAUAUAGAGUAAGGCUGGACUGCCGGAGGACGAUUGCUGCCUAGACAAUACCAGGGUCUGUACCUGCUUUGUAUUUCCUUCUGAAUAAACUCUCCUUUGUUUUCUAA